Dinoponera quadriceps is the source of this 587-nucleotide messenger RNA. Its product is annotated as astakine-like. The record is from RefSeq and is a predicted model, not a curated record. Lineage: Eukaryota; Metazoa; Arthropoda; Insecta; Hymenoptera; Formicidae. Bases 61 to 378 code for a protein of 105 amino acids. The transcript has 3 exons.
AUACCGAGCAGUGUGCGACAAGUGUGGACCGCAAAUAACAGAGCUCAUCAAGCAAUAACUAUGUCGCCGAUUUUGGGUGUUCUGCUAAUCGCUGCUGUAGCAUUGAUGUCUCCGUGUGUUCAAAGUACACAAAUGUGCACAAAAGACGCGGAAUGUCCCAAAGAUCUAUGCUGUCUGCUAGGACCUAUCAGAUACGCGACACCACAUUGCAUGCCGUAUCAACAACCGGGCCAACAAUGCCGAGUGAAUGCCGAAACGAUUACUACUAAUUUGACUUACCCGGAUAAUUCGCGACUGGAAGUUAAGGAUGUGAAUUUCAUCUUGUGUCCUUGCGCCGAGGGAUCAUCCUGUAAUCCGAGAACAGGCAUUUGUGAUUAGAAGCGCACUUUUCCAUCAUUAGAAGAAAUCAUGGGUGUGGGUUACUCAGGAUGAAAUACACUUUCUCUGCUAAAAGAAGAGAACAUUUCAUAAGAAUUAAGUGAAAUAUUUAAUGUUAUUACACUAAUAUAUUAUAUUUUUUUAUUGCAUUAUAUUAACGUUAUUAUUAUUAUCUUUAAAAGUACCAUAGUACUAACAAUAAUUAUGGU